AUGCUUCCCAACGCCACAAUCCUCACAAACAUCACUCGCAGAACAACAGGAACCAUAGCCCACCUCACAAUCUCUCGCCCAGCCAAACUAAACGCCCUUAACACCCCUCUCCUUGAACAACUCCCAAAAUCUGUCGUAUCAAUCACAUCCCAAAAUGCAGACCUCCUCGGCAUAGUCCUCACUGGUGUAGGGCCGAAAUCCUUCAUCGGCGGAGCAGAUAUAUCCGAGAUGGCACAGUUAAACUCCCCUCCGGCUGCAGAAGCAUUCAUCACGAAGGUCCACACGGCAUGUAACAGUAUCCGCAACUGCCCUGUCCCAGUAAUCGGGCGUAUCAACGGGUAUGCACUCGGUGCAGGGUUGGAAAUGGCAGCAUCCUGUGAUUUGAGGGUUGCAAGCUCAAAUGCAGUGUUUGGAAUGCCAGAAGUUCGAAUUGGGAUUCCCAGCGUUGUCGAGGCGGCUCUUCUGCCUGGACUUAUUGGGUGGGGUCGUACCAGGCAGCUUCUUAUGCUUGGGGAGAAUAUUGAUGCUCGAGAAGCGUUCCGGUGGGGUCUUGUGGAGAAGGUUGUCGAACCGGAAGAGCUGGAUGAAGCUGUGGAGAUUUGGUUGUCUCAGCUAGAUAAGAAUGGACCCCUUGCUGUGCGAAAGCAGAAAUCAUUGAUGCGGACUUGGGAGAAUGUUUCAAUGGAUGAGGCCAUUCAAGCCGGUAUUUCUGUGUUUAGCGAGGCUUUUGUUGCCGAGGGAGAGAGAACGGGGCCAGCAAGAAUGAUGGGGGCUUUUUUCCAGGCUUAG
Molecule: messenger RNA, 789 nt
Organism: Penicillium longicatenatum
Lineage: Eukaryota; Fungi; Ascomycota; Eurotiomycetes; Eurotiales; Aspergillaceae
Exons: 2
Coding region: 1-789 (262 amino acids)
Biological process (GO): fatty acid beta-oxidation
Cellular component (GO): mitochondrion
Molecular function (GO): enoyl-CoA hydratase activity
Source: RefSeq, a predicted model, not a curated record